AGUUACUUUGAUCAACCUACAACUAUGCAUAACCAGUAUACAGGGUUGGUUGUUCUUUAGUCCUCCGAGAAAAGUAGCAAUCAGGAGACAAAGUUUGGCAAAUUCAGACCACAGGUGCGGCACGGGUAUUCAGCACCGGUUGUUAGCCACUAGAACAGAGCAAAUUACAGCUCGUUGCCAUCUUAACUCUUCGGAUGGAGAUUCACUUAGGAAGCGCCGUGCUGCAGCGGGAAGCUCUAGCUCCCGCGGCAGGAGCGCGGGGCCCCCUCAGGGAGGCGCGGGGGGAGGCCGCCCCCCAGAGAGGCGCCGCCGCCGCCCCGACCGCCGGGUCCCCCCGCGCCCGGGCGAGUGACGGGGCCCGGCGCUGCCCGGGGCUCCCGCCGGCAGCUCCUCCCUUCUGGCCGGAUAGACGGCGGCGGAGCGUGGUCUCCCCAGCCCUGGCUGCGGGGGGCCUGGCUGGGGCAGAAAGCAGCCUUUAUAGCCGGCACGCAGCUGCCCCUGCUCACACCUACACGCUCCGCUGCCGGAGAAAGGCGCUUCUGCCGGGAGCUGCGCCGAGAGCUGCCCAUGGGACUCCGCCGCCCGGCGCUGCUGCCGCCGCUGCUGCUGCUGCUGCCAAUGCUGACGGGCGUUUAUAAAGGCACUUUUGGGGAAGCCCAUUUUAGAAAUCGAAGAGGAAUUCUUGAAUUAGCCGGAGCCAUUAGAUGUACUACAGGACGAUCUCCUUUUGCUUACCUACGUUAUGGAUGCUACUGUGGUCUGGGAGGAAGAGGAUGGCCCAAGGACAGAGUAGACUGGUGCUGCUUUAACCAUGACUGCUGCUAUGGUAAGGCAGAGCAAGCAGGUUGUCACCCAAAGAUAGAAAGUUACCACUGGGAAUGUGAAGACAAUGCUGCUGUGUGUGAAUCACUAGAGGACAAAUGUCAAAAAAUGGCAUGUGAAUGUGACCGUGAAGCUGCCAAAUGUUUUUCUAAAGCUCCCUAUCAUACAAAAUACCUUUUGUGGCCAGACUUAAUGUGUGGCGAGGUUCAGCCUCUGUGUAGGUAUUAGAUAUAUGACAUCAGUCUUUAUGACAACUCUGUAUGUAUUUAAAUCUAAAACGACUUUAUUUUUCAGUCACAGUAACGACAACAAAUGUUUUUCUCCUUUCUUGAUCCUCCUUCCUGCCACGUCAGCCUCUUCACCCCAGAAUGGCCCCAGUAAACAUUCAUCCUCUUACUUACUUUCUACAAUGCACAGACUAAAAGCAAGUUCAUUAGCUUUCUGUAAGCUUUUAUUGCCUAAACAGGAAUUUAAGUUUAUCAGCUUAAGGAGUAAUGGACUUAAAAUUACUUUUGUUUACAUUCAGAUUCACAGAUUUUUCAGAUUCGUAGUAUCAUUCACUGUGAACUUUUCAUCUCCCCUCCACUGGCUCUAAGAUACAAAUCAAACAUUUCCACUAACAUUCACCUUAACAUUCGUUAACUUUGAACUGACUAGAAGAAAUGCAUGAAGUGACGUGUCAGCACAAAGAGCCCUCACAUCUAUAUUAAACACUUAUUAUGAAGCCUAA
Messenger RNA from Tyto alba (common barn owl), 1552 nucleotides. RefSeq names its product phospholipase A2 group X (gene PLA2G10). The record is from RefSeq and is a predicted model, not a curated record. Gene Ontology annotation, biological process: lipid catabolic process; phospholipid metabolic process; arachidonate secretion. The transcript is spliced from 4 exons. The coding region runs from base 568 to 1050 and encodes 160 amino acids. NCBI's taxonomy places the organism in Eukaryota, Metazoa, Chordata, Aves, Strigiformes, Tytonidae. Gene Ontology annotation, molecular function: phospholipid binding; calcium ion binding.